AUGCCUCGACGACCGUCUCAUCCUCAACAUGCUUCUACAAGAAGCCUAAGGAAAAUGGCAUCUUCAUCCACACUCUCUAGUUUGAAAAUGUAUAAACAAUCCAAUCGGUCAGAGAACUCUUUAUCCAGCAAGAUAUCUGUCAAAUCAAGUAGUUUUGGUGAAAAGAUAUUGGAUAUUGGUAAACCCACUAAAUUUGAACAUGGUAUUCAUGUAGAAUAUGAUCGAGACAGUGGCAAAUAUAUGGGUUUACCUGAUGUAUGGCAGUCCGAUUUACCAAGUGAUGAUGUGAUGGAUACCCAUUACGUGACACCUCACCUUGUACCUUCACCUAUCAAACCAGAGCGUGAUCCAAGUACACUACAAAGAACACCUACUAUGAUUGGAAAACCAUUUAAUGUACAACACAAUGUUCAUGUUCAAGUAGAUCAAUAUGGAUUCAAAGGACUACCUGUCAAAUGGCAAAAGAUUCUGAUUGCCUCAGGUAUUCCUGAGGAAGUUGUUCAAAACAAUCCUGUCACUGUAGAGAAGCUGAUGCAUCAUGUACGUAUGCCUGAAUCACUACAACAGCAACAAAAACAAGACAACGAAGAAGAAGAAGAACUGCCUAUGGGAUAUGCACCUCCCUCACGUAUAAGAAGAUCCUCUACUUUAGUGAAUCUAUCACUAACAACAGAAAUAACACCACCAAUAGCAUCGAAAGUCAACUCUGAAGAUUUGACAGUUAUAACCAACCAUGAUACCACCACCCCUAUACAUACCACUUCACCUAAUACUACACAAGAUACUCAUUUAGCCCUGACUUCUGAUUUUAUUGAUUUGACUUUAAUUGCAGAAGGAGAAUCAGGUCCCAUGUAUGCAGCCAAACAUGUCGCAACCACACGUAUGGUUGCUAUCAAAAAGAUCCUUGCCACAGCACAAGAUAAACUAGCCAAAAUACGAAAUGAACUGACUACCAUGAAAAUGAGUCGACACCCUAACAUUGUUGAAUUUAUAGCAUGUUAUAAACAUCAAGAAGAGAUUUGGAUUGUGAUGGAAUACAUGGAUAUCUCUUUAGCAGACAUUAUUUCUUUAGAAGAUGGACCUCGUAUGCGAGAAGAACAAAUGGCUCGAGUGGCUCGAGAUGUAUUAAGAGCUUUAUGUCGUUUACAUCGAUUGAAUCGUAUUCACCGUGAUAUUCGAAGUGAUAAUGUCUUGUUGAACAUGCGAGGAGAAGUCAAGUUAGCUGAUUUUGGUCACUGUGCUCAAUUGACACCCUCUCAGCCAGAAAGAAAUUCAAUUGUAGGCACACCUUAUUGGAUGGCACCUGAAGUGAUUAAAGGACAAAACUAUAAUGCUAAAGUGGAUAUCUGGAGUUUAGGUGUUGUAUUGAUAGAAAUGGCUGAAGGGGAUCCACCUUAUGUUGAAUACCCACCUUUAAGGGCAUUGUUCUUGAUUGCUUCGCACGGCCUUCCUUCCCUUCAAGCACCCGAUCAAUGGUCAGAUAACUUUAAGGAUUUCCUUCGCCUCUGUACUACGGAAAAUGAAAAAGAUCGUCCAAGCGCUGAUGUCUUAUUGAAGCAUGCCUUUUUACGUUCUGUGGGCACGGCAGAAGAAAUGGUUGAAUUGAUACGUCGAUUAGAACCAGAAGAAGAAGAAACAACCAAAGAUUUAGCUGUAGGACAUGUUAUUUAUUAA
Molecule: messenger RNA, 1674 nt
Organism: Gilbertella persicaria
Lineage: Eukaryota; Fungi; Mucoromycota; Mucoromycetes; Mucorales; Choanephoraceae
Product: kinase-like domain-containing protein
Exons: 6
Coding region: 1-1674 (557 amino acids)
Biological process (GO): regulation of MAPK cascade; intracellular signal transduction; protein phosphorylation
Cellular component (GO): cytoplasm
Molecular function (GO): ATP binding; protein serine/threonine kinase activity; protein tyrosine kinase activity
Source: RefSeq, a predicted model, not a curated record